UAGUCAACUAGAAAGAAACUGAGAAAGCAGAGAGCUCUGGGAAAAAAGCUUGUCUCGUAUAAAAAUGGCGACUUUGAGUAGAAUCAUCAAGAAGGCUGCAUCUUCAUUAAUCCCAUUAGCAAAUAGAACAGUUCUUCAUAGAAAUUACAGCUCUUCCAUCUUUAUUACCCCUUUGAAGAACUGUAUUAGCAGCAGACAGAUAUUUCCAAGGGCUUCAAUUCCAACUCUUAGUUUCUCUUCUCAAGCUAAGAAGGAACCGAGUUCUGAUGAAAGUCUUCUGGGUUGCCUUGAUGAUGAAAUACAAUGUGCUCUGGAAUCUGAUGAUCAUGAGGUUGUGGAGGCACCAGGUGGGUUUCCUUUUAAAAUUGAAGAUAACCCAGGAGAGCAAACGAUUAAAUUAACCAGAGAAUAUCAAGGUGAGGAUAUCAAAGUUAUAGUUCACAUGAAUAAUCUUGUGACUGGUGAGGAUGGAGAGGUUGAUCAUGAUGAUGAUGACCAAGCUGAGGGUGGUGCGUGUAGUCCACAGUCUAGCGUUCCAUUGGUUGUGACUGUUUCGAAAGGAAGUGGACCGAUGUUGGAGUUCAGUGUUAUGGCAUAUCCAGAUGAGAUUUCGAUUGACAGUAUGACAGUGAAGCAACCAAAUGCUUCUGAAGAGUUGAUUCCUUACGAAGGACCUGACUUUACGGAAUUGGAUGAGAACUUGCAGAAAGCUUUUCACAAGUAUUUGGAGAUCAGAGGGAUCAAACCCAAGACUACCAACUUCUUACAUGAGUAUAUGAUCAACAAAGACAGCAGAGAAUACUUGAAUUGGUUGAAGGACUUGAAGGCUUUUGUUGCCAAGUAAUUAUUGAACGCGGACUAUCCUGUUGUCACUUUAGGGAUGUGUUUUCAGGGCUUCGGAGUUUACAGAUAUGUGAUGUAGCAUUAAACUAUUAACUUUACCAAGUAAACAAAUCAUAUUUUGAGUUAAAUUUUGGAAACAAGGUUGUGGUUUAAUUUGGUUUGAGUUACUGAUUUUGUGUUCCUUCUGGUUUCACAGAUGUUAUUGUGGUAAACUAGUGCUAUUUUUUUCACUGAGUAAACAAGUGAUCAAUUAAGCAGUUAAAAAUUUGGUAA
Messenger RNA from Papaver somniferum (opium poppy), 1116 nucleotides. RefSeq lists its product as uncharacterized. The record is from RefSeq and is a predicted model, not a curated record. Bases 65 to 844 code for a protein of 259 amino acids. Gene Ontology annotation, cellular component: mitochondrial matrix. The transcript has 3 exons. Lineage: Eukaryota; Viridiplantae; Streptophyta; Magnoliopsida; Ranunculales; Papaveraceae.